GUAAAACAGUUAUGUUUUCAUUUUACUUACAGUUUUCUAAACCUUUCUUCUUUGCCAAAAACCCUUAUAAAACCCUAGAGAAGAAGUCGCAGUUAGUUACUUGUUCUAUGGCGGUUCGGAGCUCCACUUCCAGGGAAGCACAAGUUUCAAAGAAUGCUUCGCAUGGCGAUUUCUUUUCAUUUCAAAUUUCGUAACCGGAGGGUACCAAAUUUAAGCUCCAGUAGGAAUAGGAUAAAUCCCUAAUUACUUGAAGCUGACGAGAUGUUGGAGAUUUGCAAUUUAAGAUCGAAGUGAUUAUGGAAAGAGUUUGUUUGGGGAGCUGUUGCGGGUGCUUUUGGGGAAGGAAUGAUGCAUCCAGUGGAUACCAUUAAAACUCGAUUACAAAGUCAAGCAAUUCUAAAUGGAAUUCAGAACCAGAAGAACAUAUUGCAGAUGGUCCAAUCUGUCUGGCAGGUUGAUGGAUUAAAAGGAUUUUACAGGGGUGUAGCACCUGGUAUUAUUGGAUCUCUUGCAACUGGUGCAACAUAUUUUGGAGUCAUAGAGUCCACAAAAAAGUGGAUUGAGGAUUCACAUCCUAGCCUUCGGGGCCACUGGGCACAUUUCAUUGCUGGAGCUGUUGGAGACACUCUAGGUUCUUUUGUAUAUGUUCCAUGUGAAGUGAUGAAGCAACGCAUGCAGGUUCAAGGAACAAUUACAUCUUGGAGUUCUGUUGCUGUGAAGGAUGGCGUUGCUAUCAACUCUGGCACACAAAUGUAUGGUUAUUAUACAGGGAUGUUCCAUGCAGGCUGCUCAAUAUGGAAAACACAGGGCUUAAAGGGUUUAUAUGCAGGAUAUUUGUCUACACUGGCAAGGGAUGUUCCAUUUGCUGGCCUAAUGGUCAUGUUCUAUGAAGCUUUGAAAGAUGCCAAAGAACAAGUAGAGCAAAGAUGGAUAUCUAGCCCAAAUUGGCACGUCAAUAAUUCAGUCGAGGGACUGGUUUUAGGAGGAUUAGCUGGUGGUCUCAGUGCAUAUCUUACCACUCCUUUGGAUGUCGUUAAAACAAGACUGCAAGUGCAGGGUUCAACUUUGAGGUAUACUGGUUGGUUGGAUGCAAUUGGCAAAAUAUGGGCUACAGAAGGCAUGAAAGGGAUGUUUAGGGGUAGCAUCCCCAGGAUUACAUGGUACAUUCCAGCUUCGGCACUUACAUUCAUGGCUGUGGAAUUUCUCAGGGGUCAUUUUAAGGAUAAGUCGCGAGAUGUUGGCAGAUUAUUAGUAGACAAGAAAUCUCUGCAGGGAGGUUGCUUAAAAGUUUCUGAUUGAAUCACACAUUACUUCCCAUCCGGAUUUCUGAGAAGAUAGGAGGUUGUAUCGUAUAAAUUUUUUGGACAUGCUAUUUUUCUAGUUAUAGCUAGAUCCCCGUUAUUGUGAAUAGAACACAUGCUACUGCAUAGAAAUCAUAUUCAAAGGCAAUGAUAAAAUUAUUCAAAUUUAUCUUGGUCAAUUUCUGAUCAUUCAUUUUGACUCAUCGAUAUUGGAAAUUUACUUCAGGUAGGCACAAGUAUUGUAUUUGGACAGAUUCACGUUUACAAGCUCUUUCCAUAUUCUUGUGCUAGCAAUUUUUUCCCUUAAGAUGGUGGUCCCUUGUUCACGAGAUGUAUCUUUGUUAAGUUUUAUACUCUGUUCGGAUUUGUGUUUGACAUAACAAAAUGCAUGUUUACAGGCUGAAAGGAUCAAUCAAGAUGUAUCUCUUUAACGUUGUCUACAUAAUUUUUAAUUCUAAUUCUUAUUGUUUCAUCAAUUAUUAUGUUAUAAUUGAUAUUUACAUGAA
Messenger RNA from Cajanus cajan (pigeon pea), 1807 nucleotides. RefSeq names its product Mitochondrial substrate carrier family protein. Lineage: Eukaryota; Viridiplantae; Streptophyta; Magnoliopsida; Fabales; Fabaceae. The record is from RefSeq and is a predicted model, not a curated record.